Molecule: messenger RNA, 1845 nt
Organism: Thyridium curvatum
Lineage: Eukaryota; Fungi; Ascomycota; Sordariomycetes; Thyridiales; Thyridiaceae
Exons: 3
Coding region: 1-1845 (614 amino acids)
Source: RefSeq, a predicted model, not a curated record
AUGUGGUUAUCCACGGAGCUUGCCACCUUGCUCUCCUUUCUUCACAUAGCCCGGGCGGGCAGCCUCAUCGACAGGUCUUCACCACGAGACCUGGUUGUCCCCGAGGCUUCCCUGGAAUCAGACUCUCAACGACAACUCCCAGUCCAGCAAUUCUUGCUCCAAGUUGAAUCACAUCGACGUCCGGGCCGGUGGCUGCGCAGGAGGCAUGCAACCGGGCCGUUCGUCUGCCCCGACGGCAUCUGCCCCGUCUGCCAGGUAGCCACGGUCUUCACCCUCGUCGGCGACCAGCUCUACGCGGACAAGCGGCGCAUCGCCGCCACCGUCGGCAAGGAGCAGGAGCCGCUCCUCGCCUGCGCCGCGGAAGCAACCAUCAGCAGUGGCUUCUCGGUAGCGCAGGGCUACCUCGAGUGGAAGAACACGAAUGUCACGCACCCCGACACGAGGUUCUGCCUGUCGAGCUCGAAUUCAAUACUCGCCCUGUUCAACGCCACGGGGACGCCGCCGGAUUGCGCGCCGGUCAACCUGAAUUAUGUUCCGAUCGACCAGUGCUCAAUACCAGGCGUUUCCGCCUCGCCAGUGAACAUAGUAAUAGAAGCCGGAACCGGCGGCGGCAUUCAGGUAGGAGGAGCACCCGCGGGUGGUAAAGCUCCCCCGACGGUGCAAUGGUCAAGUAGUGGCGGUAGUCAGGGGUCGUGGUCUGGCUCGCCGAAUACGGGAGGGUCGCAGGCAGGGUCCGUGUGCCGGACCUGUGCCCAGCCAGGGUCAUGGACUGGCUCCGGUAGCUCUGGUGGUUCGCAGAGUGGCGGCUCGGGUGGGUGGCAGUCAGGCUCUUCAUCCAGCUCUGGCUGGACCUCGUCAGGUGGAUCAGGGUCCUUUCCCGGGAUGCCUGGAUCACCUGGUAGCCCUGGCAGCCCUGGCAUCUCGGGCAACCAUGGAGCACCCGGUACGCCAGGUAGUCCAGGUACGCCGGGAGCGCCCGGUGCUACAGGACAACAAGGUUCUCAGGGGCCUCCCGGUCCAGCCGGGGCAACGGUGCAGGGCCCUGCGGGUCCAGCCGGGCCAGCUGGCAAGGACGGUACUGAUGGCACAGAUGGGAAAGAUGGCACCGAUGGUAGUGACGGCAGUGAUGGAAAGGACGGCACGAACGGGGCCGCGGGGACGAAUGGGCAAAACGGACAGAACGGGCAGAAUGGAAAGAGCGGAGCCAACGGCCAGAACGGCCUGAACGGCUUCAAUGGCAUGAACGGGGUGAACGGGACAAACGGCGCUCAAGGUCCCGCCGGAGCAGCCGGCCCUGCAGGUGCUCAAGGUCCUGCAGGCGCGCAGGGCGCCACUGGUGCAACCGGGGCUACGGGAGCUACCGGCGAGACCGGGGCAACGGGCCCAGCAGGACCCCAAGGCUCGACGGGCGCUCAAGGUCCCGAGGGACCUCAAGGUCCGGCCGGCCCCCAGGGCCCCGCAGGGAACGGGACGAUCAUAGUCAACGGCACCGCUGCCGGGUACACCACUGCGUACGGGUACCUGGGGUGCUAUGUCGCAGCCUCGGGUGGCGCCUACGGCCUCAGCCCCCCGACAGCCCAAGAGGUGGUCACGGUCUCCGUUGACGAGUGCGCAGACUUUUGCUCCGCCUCUCCCGGCGGGCGGGCGCGGUAUUUCUCCCUCGGGACAGACGCCAACGGGAACUCGAUAUGCACCUGCGGCAACAACCUUACGGGCUACGACUACGCUCAGAUCGGGAGGCCGUUUGACUGCAACUCCCCUUGCAACUUUACUGCUCAUGCUGACGUGUACUGCGGUGGGAGCUUUGGGACAGUACCUUUGGUCAACAUGUUCGGAGCAUUAUAG